Messenger RNA from Saprolegnia diclina VS20, 3893 nucleotides. RefSeq lists its product as hypothetical. NCBI's taxonomy places the organism in Eukaryota, Oomycota, Saprolegniomycetes, Saprolegniales, Saprolegniaceae. The record is from RefSeq and is a predicted model, not a curated record. Gene Ontology annotation, cellular component: membrane. Gene Ontology annotation, biological process: transmembrane transport. The transcript has 2 exons. Bases 13 to 3744 code for a protein of 1243 amino acids. Gene Ontology annotation, molecular function: ABC-type transporter activity; ATP hydrolysis activity; ATP binding.
GUUCAGUCUCCGAUGGGCGAAGCGCAGCCACUGCUCGCGCCGUCGCCGCUCAGCGAUGGGCCGCCGGCGCCGAGGAGCUGCCUCUCAUCGAUGCUCUUCACGUGGAUGAACCCGCUCCUGGAGCUCGGCAACGAGCGCCCGCUCGAAAUGGACGACCUCUACCAGCUCGCGCCCGCGCUGCGCGCCGACGUGGCAUCGGCGCGCUUCCAAGCCUGCUGGGACAUCGAGCGGCAGCGACCGCACCCCAGCCUCGCCCGCGCGCUCGCCCGCGCAUUCGGUCGGCGGUUUGUUGCCGCGGGCGUUCUCCGGCUCAUCCGCGAUGUGCUCCAGUUUGUCGGGCCAUUCGUGAUCCACCGCGUGAUCGCGUACCUCUGCAACCCGCUGGCGCCCGAGUCGGACGGCCUUAUUUGCGUCGCUGCCAUCUUUAUCGCAGGCAACCUCCAGGCGUUCUGCUUCCGCAACUACAUGUACUACGUCUUCGAGACAGGCCUCCUCGUGCGCAGCGCGGUCGUCGCUGCCGUGUACCAGAAAGCACUUCGCCUCUCGUCACUGCGGUCGUCCGGUGAGAUCACGAACCUCGUGGCCAUUGACGCGACGCGGCUCCAAGACUUGCUCUCGGACCUCCACGCGAUUUGGUAUGGCCCGUGCCUCAUCGCGGCAGCCUGCACGCUGCUCUACUAUCAGGUCGGACCCGCGUGCUUUGGCGCCCUCGGGGUGAUUCUGCUCGCGAUUCCACUCUCGCUACUCAUCUCGCGGCGCAUGCGUACUUUGCAAAAGGCGCUCAUGGCCGUCAAGGACGACCGCAUCAAGGUUUGCUACGAGGUGCUCACUGGCAUCAAAGUCAUCAAGCUGCAAACGUGGGAGCACGAGUUCGUCAAGCGCGUCCAGAGCUUCCGCGACGACGAGCUCCGAAAGCUCAAGGCGUACAUCCUCACGCGCGCAUCGUCCAACUCGAUCUUCAACGGUGCGCCCGCGCUCAUCACGGUUGCGCUCUUUGCUACGUACGUCGUGGGGUACCACGAGGUCCUCGACGUGCAAACCUCGAUCACGUGUCUCGCGUUGCUGGCGAUCAUGCGGUACCCGCUCUUUGUCCUCCCGAGCGUCGUGAACGCUAUCGUCGAGGCGUCCGUGAGCCUCACGCGCCUCGAAGCGUGCCUGCUCGACGCCGAGCGAAUGCCGGUCGGCAGCGGCGACUUGAAGCAUACCGGUAUCUCGCUUCAGGAGGCCACGUUUGGAUGGACCGCGCCGGCGCUCGGACCCCUCACGCUCCGAAUCCACGACCAUGGGCUUGUCGCCGUCGUCGGGCCCGUCGGCAGUGGCAAAUCGACGCUUCUCUCCGGCUUGCUCGGCGACGCACACUGCCUCUCGGGGUCCGUUGCCCUGCGCGGCAAUAUCGCGUACGUGGCCCAGCAGCCGUUCAUCCAAAAUGCCACGGUCCGCGACAACAUCUGUUUCGGUCUACCGUACGAGUUUGGCCGGUACAUGGCCGCGAUCCGCGUCGCGUGCCUUGACGACGACCUCCGCGCGCUGCCGGGGCACGACCUCACGGAGAUCGGCGAGAAAGGCAUCAACCUCAGCGGCGGGCAAAAGACGCGGGUCGCCCUCGCGCGCGCCGUGUACCAAGACGCCGACGUCUACCUCCUCGACGACGUCCUCGCCGCCGUUGACGCCCACGUCGGUGCCGCGAUCUAUGAAUCGUGCAUCCGCGGUACGCUCGGCAAGAAGCUCGUGGUGCUGGUGACCAACGCGCUCCAGUUCCUUCCAACGUGCGACCAGAUCGUGGUGCUACACGCGGGUCGGGUGGCCCAAGUCGGCGCGUACGACGCACUGCUUUCGGCACCAGCGAGCGCGCUCCAGGCUCUUGUGUCGAGUUAUACACCGCCGUCGGUGCAGGACGCAUCGACGGACGACGUGAUUUCUGACGACGAGUUUGGGACGACACCGGGGCACCAGUUGCAGCGCGUGCCAUCGAGCGACGUAGCCGAGAAGGCCCGGCACCUCAUGGUGGACGAGGACCGGUCGACGGGCGACGUCGCGUGGCGCGUCUACGGUGUCUGGGUGCGCGCGUGCGGCGGUGUCUGUAUCCUUAGCAGCAUCCUCUGCGUCUUCUUUCUCGCCCAAGGUACGAACGUGGUCGCGACGUUCUGGCUACAAACCUGGGCAGCCAACGACGCUCAGUCGUCGACCAACGACCGCAGACUGUACCUCUACCUCUUUGUGGGGCUCAACCUCGGCUACGUCGCCUUGAUCUUUCUCCGCGUCUUGCUCUUGUACAUUGUGGGUCUCCGGGGCAGCAGUGCACUCUUCACCUCGAUGCUCUACCAAGUGCUUCGCGCCCCCAUGGCGUUCUUCGAUACGACACCACUUGGACGCAUUGUGAACCGGCUCUCGAAAGACGUGUAUGCUGCCGACGAAGACAUUCCCGCGACCGUCGGCAACGUCCUCAUCACGCUCUGCAGCGUCACUGCGACGCUGGCGACGAUCGUGUACGUCACGCCAGCGUUCGCCCUCGGCCUGCUGCCCCUUGGUGUCGGCUAUAUCGCGUCGCAGCGCUACUUUAUCAAGACGUCGCGGGAGCUCCAGCGCCUCGAGUCGAUCUCGCGCUCACCGCUCUACGCGCUCAUGGCCGAGACGCUCGACGGCCUCCCGACGAUCCGAGCGUACGGCGUCCAGUCGACGUUUGUGCGGCGCAUGACACACUUGCUCGACCGGAACCAGCGCGCGUACUUUCUCAACUUUUCGGCCAACUGCUGGCUCGGGCUCCGGCUCGAGUUUGCCGGCUCGAUGAUUGCAUCGAUCGCGACGCUCUGCGCCGUCGCCGCGCACUCCCCGACGUCCACCGCGUUCGCCGGGCCCGCUGGCGUCGCGCUCUCGUAUGCGUUUAGCGUCACGCCGUCGCUCAACAUGUCGGUGCGCUACUUGAGCCAGCUUCAGACGCAAAUGGUGUCGAUCGAGCGGUUGCACGCGUACGCGACGAUGCCGACCGAGCCGCCGCUGCGUCUGCCGUCGUCGUCGCCGACAACGUCGACGCGUGGCGAGAUUGUCUUUGAGAACGUCGAUUUGCGCUACCGCGCUGGCUUGCCCCGCGUGCUCCGGCAGCUCUCGGCGCGAAUCCGCCCCAAGGAAAAGAUCGGCGUCGUCGGGCGCACGGGCGCCGGCAAGUCGAGCCUCGUCGUUGCGCUCAUGCGGCUCGUCGAGCUCCAGGGUGGGGCCAUCUACAUUGACGGCGUCAACACGGCGAGUCUCGGGCUCCACGACCUGCGGUCGCAAAUCUCCAUCAUUCCGCAAGACCCCGUGCUCUUCUCCGGCACAGUUCGCUUCAACUUGGACCCGUUCCAGCAAUAUGCCGACGACGCAGUGUGGGCUGCCGUCAAGCGCGCGCAGCUGGGCAGCGUCACGGCCCUCGAUGCGCUCGUGGACGAACGCGGUUGCAACUUUAGUGUUGGCGAACGGCAACUGCUCUGCAUUGCGCGAGCACUCCUCAAGCAGUCGCGCAUCAUCUUGAUGGACGAAGCGACCGCGUCCAUCGACCCGAGCACGGACAAGAGCAUCCAGCGCGCGAUCCGCGACGUCUUUGUCGACUGCACGUGCCUCACGAUCGCCCACCGGCUCAACACGAUCAUGGACGCGGACCGGAUUUUGGUGCUGGACCACGGCGCGGCCGUUGAAUUCGACACGCCGUCGGCGCUGCUCACGAUCAAGCAUGGCAUCUUUGCGUCGCUCGUGGCCAAAGCAGCGCGCUAGCUGCCGACGAACCUCAACAAUCAAAGUCGCAGGAUAUCCGUUCUUACAGGUUUGGAACAACACCUGCGACACGCGGUAGACCGAUUGCACUAUAUAAAGCCAUGGGAUAUCCAGUAUGAGAGGUUUUAUGCGGGAGACCCACUCUCGGU